Messenger RNA from Myxozyma melibiosi, 905 nucleotides. Its product is annotated as Sco1. The annotation marks the transcript as partial. The record is from RefSeq and is a predicted model, not a curated record. Gene Ontology annotation, biological process: mitochondrial respiratory chain complex IV assembly. The transcript is spliced from 3 exons. Lineage: Eukaryota; Fungi; Ascomycota; Lipomycetes; Lipomycetales; Lipomycetaceae.
GAGGAGGAAAACGAGAUUCAGUCUCAUGGAAAGGCAUUGAUCGGCGGUCCGUUCAAGCUGACUGACACCAACGGCGAGACCUUCACCGAAGAAAACCUCAAAGGCAAAUUCUCGCUGAUCUACUUCGGCUUCACCCUCUGCCCCGACGUCUGCCCCGAAGAACUCGACAAGAUGGCAAUCAUAAUCAAAGAACUAGGUCUUCUCGGCAUCCCCGUCCAGCCUAUCUUCAUCACCUGCGACCCGCUGCGCGACUCUCCCGCCGUCGUCAAACGGUACCUCGAGGAAUUCGAGAUCCCGGGGAUCGUGGGACUGACGGGCACCCAUGAGGAAACCGAGGCCGUUUGUAAGGCGUACCGAGUGUAUUUCUCCACGCCGCCGGAGAUUAAACCGGGCGAGGAUUAUAUUGUUGAUCACUCGAUUUUCUUUUACCUGAUGGAUCCCGAGGGUCAAUUCGUGAACGUCUACGGUCGCCGCUACGACGCGACUGAAGCCACCCGUGAAAUCGCAAAGAAAAUCCUGAAAUGGCGUCCGGCUGCCGAGCGCUUGCCGGAGGGAUUUGUCAAGCCUAGUAUAUGGAAGUUCUGGGAGUGAUUGAUCUCACUCACUCUUCCGAGCUCCUCAAGUGUAAAUAGAGGCGGUUCAUGUUCUCGUCAGCUAAUGAUGAUGAGGAAAAUGUAUUUAAAAAUCUCCAGUUUCGAUGAUUAUUUAAUUAAUGAAGCAGUUCUCAAAGAACAAUCUUUUCUUCUUUACUCGUCAUAUUCCGUCUCAUCAAAUGCUUUUUGUACGCCCACCAAAUCUCAAGUAAUUUUGAAAAUAAUCAUACAUAAAUCCUCCAGAACAAAACACAAAAACAUGUAACGUAAACACCCAAAUAAACAAUCAUGUGGAAGAACGAAGAGCAGCAA